AUGCCAAAAAUCAAAUCAAAGUUAAAAACCGCGUUACUUAAACUUCAGCAAGAGAAAUCAAUUCGAGAUAAACGAAUAAAUAAUAUACGCAACAACAAACAUACUACUAACGCUAAUAUUAUAGGUAGUGGUAACAGACACAUAUCAAAAGCAAAGCAUAAUAAAGGCAAUGAAAAAAAUAAUAAUACCCUGAGGCCUCGACCACCUCCUUAUAAGCAUGGCGAAUCAAUUUUAUUGAUUGGAGAAGAACAUAUUCUAACCACUGGUGAAACAAUCACUGCAACUUCACACGAUAGUGAAGAACUAGUCUAUGAAAAGUAUGAGGAUGCACGUGAGAAUAUUAAAAUCCUUAGAGAGUACGGAGCAACAGUGUUGUUUGAGAUCGAUGGGACUCUGUUGGAGAAGUAUAGGGUCUUGAAGGGAAAACGAUUUGAUAAGAUCAUAUUUAAUUUCCCACAUGUUGGAAUGGGCAUAAAAGACAAAGAUCGAAAUAUCCUCGCAAAUCAAAAACUUUUACAGGGAUUUUUUUCCUCCUCGUCAAAAUUCCUCAAAUCUAGCAUACUCUAUUCAGCUGAAGACGUGGCCAAUGGAGAAAUUCAUGUCACCAUGAAAACAGGACUGCCAUACGAUGAAUGGAAUAUCCGAAAGAUUGCAAAGAGUGCUGGUAUUUUGACAAUAAAAGAAACAAUUCCGUUUUUGGUGGAUCAUUAUCCUGGAUAUCAACAUCGAAGAACAUUGGGAUUUAAGGAUGGAGUGAGUAAAUGUGGGAACGAAGAGAUUUUGUCAAAGAAUCCGAAGACUAUUGUAUUUGUUAGAAAGGAGGUGGUUGAUCCUCAAAUACAGGAAGUUAAAAAGAAGAAAGCGAAAAGUGAAAGCGAUUAUGAAGAUAAUUAUUGA
Ambispora gerdemannii is the source of this 897-nucleotide messenger RNA. The record is from the annotation of a GenBank genome assembly. Lineage: Eukaryota; Fungi; Glomeromycota; Glomeromycetes; Archaeosporales; Ambisporaceae.